AUAGUCUAAAAGCAAAAGACGAUCCUCAAUUUUGAAUCUGUAGUUGUAUAUGGAUAUUAAGAUACAUACAAGUGGGGAGAAUAAACAUAGAGAAAGUGUCUCCUAAACUUACAUUCACAUGAAACACAACUUCGAAAACGUGCAUAACAAACCAUAGAAUAAUGAAAACCAUACAAUUAUCAAUACUAUAAAUAAUUCAACUUAGAGAAUAAUUUUGAAAAUUAUACUCAUCAAAUCAUACUUGUAUAAUAGAGUGGAAAGAUAGAGUGAAAAGAAAAAAAGAAAAAAAAACUAAAAAAGCAAGGGUAAGCGUGUCAAAAUCCAAAGAGGCUAAGCCCCCACUCCUUCCUUUCUUCCCAUCUCCUGAUAAAACUUAUAGCAUCGGUCAUUUGAUCGCAUAGACCAACACGUGGUCAUCUCUUACAUGCCUUAAUUGGGCCCCCUUUUCUCCUCAUCUUCCCUAUAUAUUACCCCCUUUCUCUCUCCCCACCUUUCAACCUAAAAACUAAACACAAAUUCACAUAAUUCUUCACUUCUUUCUCUCCCAUUUUUCUCAACAUUUUUUCUCUCAAAAACUUGGAGCAAAAAUUGCAAGAGUUAAAGGAGCUAUAUCAUGGCAAGUGCUAGUAGUAGCAAUUGGGUGUUACCAAAACCAAAAAUGGGUUCAUCAAAAAUAUCAAAAUCCCAAUUUAAUUUGGUAAAUUCUUCACUCCAAUUACCUUUACUUGACUCUCCAAAGAAAGCUUCAUCUACUACUACAACAACAACAACCCAAUCACCCAAGAAAAUUACGACUUUUCCUAAGGAAGUUAGGGACCCUUUUUUUACAUCACCAAAAGAUAACAAUAAUAUAUUUUCUAAACCGCAUCCAAAACAAUGGAAUCCCUUCCAAAAAGCGGCCGCGGCCGCGUUGGAUAUGGUUGAGAAAGCCUUAAAUUUCCACGAGAAUGAACAAACUUUGCCAAAAACUUCCGACCCGAGAGUUCAACUUGCUGGUAACUUCGCUCCGGUUCCGGAACAGCCUGUUCAGCAGAACCUUCCGGUGACUGGAGCGAUUCCGGAAUGUAUCCGGGGUGUAUAUGUAAGAAACGGGGCAAACCCGUUGUACGAGCCGGUUUCCGGUCAUCAUUUCUUUGACGGUGAUGGUAUGAUCCAUGCCGUUAAGUUUCAUUCAGAUGGUUCCGCCAGUUAUUCUUGCCGGUUUACUGAGACUAAUCGGUUUGUUCAAGAACGUGCUUUGGGUAGACCCAUUUUCCCCAAGGCAAUUGGUGAACUUCAUGGUCAUACCGGUAUCGGAAGACUUGUAUUAUUCUAUUCUCGUGCAUUGUUUGGUCUUUUAGAUCAAAAUAACGGUAUAGGUGUUGCCAAUGCCGGAGUUGUUUACUUCAAUGACCGUCUCCUAGCUAUGUCUGAAGACGACCUUCCUUAUCAAGUUAAGGUUACCCCUUCAGGAGACUUGAAAACUGUUGGUCGUUACGACUUUAAUGGACAGCUUAAAUCUACUAUGAUUGCGCAUCCUAAGGUAGACCCGGUUUCCGGCGAGAUGUUUGCUUUGAGCUAUGAUGUUGUCAAGAAACCAUACUUGAAGUAUUUCUGGUUCGCGGCUGAUGGUACGAAAUCUCCUGACGUUGAGAUUGACCUUGAUUCCGCCACUAUGAUGCACGAUUUCGCAAUCACGGAGAAUAACAUCGUGAUACCCGACUCUCAGGUCGUGUUUAAGCUUCAGGAGAUGAUUGGAGGCGGUUCUCCAGUUGUGUUUGACAAGGAGAAAACUGCGAGGUUCGGUAUUUUACCAAAAUAUGCAAAAAACGCUGAUGAAAUUCAGUGGAUUGAUGUCCCUGAUUGCUUCUGCUUUCAUCUAUGGAAUGCGUGGGAGGAGCCCGAAACCGAUGAGGUGGUGGUGAUCGGAUCCUGCAUGACUCCCGCAGACUCUAUUUUCAACGAGUCUGACGAGAAUCUCUCCAGUGUAUUAUCAGAAAUCAGGCUGAAUCGGAAAACCGGAACCUCAACACGCCGCGAAAUCCUCCCAAGUUCAGAGAAAAUGAACCUGGAGGCCGGUAUGGUGAACAGAAAUAAACUCGGGCGGAAAACCCAGUUUGCGUACCUCGCCAUUGCUGAGCCAUGGCCGAAGGUAUCUGGGUUCGCAAAGGUUGACUUAUUCACAGGAGAAGUGCAAAAAUUCAUGUAUGGAGAUGACAAGUACGGCGGUGAGCCUCUGUUUCUUCCUAGGAAUGCUGAUUCCGAAAGAGAAGACGAUGGUUACAUUCUCGCAUUUGUACAUGAUGAGAUGAACUGGACAUCAGAGUUACAGAUUGUCAAUGCCACAGAUUUAGAGCUGGUUGCGACAGUCAAGCUUCCCUCAAGGGUUCCUUACGGAUUCCACGGUACUUUCAUCAAUGCUAACGAUUUACAGAGGCAAGCUUAGUAAUCUGAUUUGAAAAUCAAACCCUAUUUUUAGUCCGCGAAGAAAUCUGCCAGAGGGAUGUUUGCAGAUAAGUCCCCGGAGAUUCUUCAUUUUGCAAAGAUCGAGCUCGAAAUCCUUUUUUAUUAAGGAGAUUCAGGCCAUCUUUUUUCAAUUUUUUUUUCUUUUUCUUUUUACCUUAAGAAAAACAGAAGGAAAGGUUUUGAGGAAUCAGCUUGUAGCUUUUUGGAUAUAUAGAUGAAGCUCAGCUGGUUUCUGUUGAUUCUUUCACUACUGUGCAUGAAGUAUAUACUAUAGCCUAUAGUAUUAGUUACUAAUAAAAGUAAAGAUUGGCAAUGUACAUUUAAUCUAUCUCGUAUUACUCUGUUUUUGCGGCUCUGUUCAUUACGGGGUAUCUUGUAAUUAAAUUUUUUUUUUUUUCUCA
Molecule: messenger RNA, 2846 nt
Organism: Chenopodium quinoa (quinoa)
Lineage: Eukaryota; Viridiplantae; Streptophyta; Magnoliopsida; Caryophyllales; Amaranthaceae
Product: 9-cis-epoxycarotenoid dioxygenase NCED1, chloroplastic-like
Exons: 1
Coding region: 614-2425 (603 amino acids)
Biological process (GO): carotene catabolic process
Cellular component (GO): chloroplast stroma
Molecular function (GO): carotenoid dioxygenase activity
Source: RefSeq, a predicted model, not a curated record